This is a messenger RNA of Durio zibethinus, 3112 nucleotides long. The record is from RefSeq and is a predicted model, not a curated record. Lineage: Eukaryota; Viridiplantae; Streptophyta; Magnoliopsida; Malvales; Malvaceae.
AAGAGACGAGAUUGAUCCACGGUGUCUCGCGCACUUUCUACUCACCUCACACAUGUGACAUAAAAAAUCAAAGGAAAAAAAAAAUCCAAUUGAAAACGUAGAAAUACAAAUCAAAGAUGAGGUUCACAAAACAAAACCGCCGCUCCCUUUCCGUGGCCACAACUUCCUCCGAUUUCACCAUCACCCACCACAUUUCUGCUCGGCUAAACCAAAACAUUCCCCAUUUCCUCAAAAAUAUCUCUCAACCCCAAGACCCAUCUCCCCCCAUUCCCCAUGGCAACCACCGCUUCUUGUUUGCUCCAAUCCAUCCCUUUAAACUUGAAACAAUCUUUUCCCCUUCAUUUGUCUCCUGUUCGCUUAUGUAAAUUUAGAGGAACCUCGACUGUUCGAGAACAACGUUCUGCUGAAUUUAAUGUUAAAUGCUUCUUAUUGCCUGAGAAGAGGAAGCAUUUAACGAGCUCGAAUUUGAAGUCCAAUCAUUUGAGUUCGAGUUCGAGUUCGAGUUCAGAUGGUAAAAACCCAUUUGAGAUUAUUGCUGAAACAAUCGUAAAAUCUUUAAACGCGUUGAAAAAGCCAGCUAUAGCCGCGGUUUUAUUGGGUUUGUUGUUAAUGUAUGAUCCUAAUAACGCGGCAUUGGCUGCAUCAGGAGGGAGGAUGGGAGGAAGGUCUUUUUCUUCCAGUUCUUCGUCUUCCCGGAGUUAUUCCGUGCCUAGAAAUGGAGGGUCGAGCUUUUCUUCGUACUCGGCUCCUUAUUAUGCGCCUGCCCCAUUUGGUGGUGGUGGUGGGUUUUAUAUGGGGCCUGCUGUUGGGGUUGGAGUUGGUGCUGGGUCUAGUUUUAUCUUGAUUUUGGUUGGGUUUGCUGCGUUUGUUUUGGUUUCGGGGUUUCUUUCGGAUAGGUCUGAGAGUAGCGUGCUUACUGCUAGUGAAAGGACUAGUGUUCUUAAGCUUCAGGUCGGGUUGUUGGGUAUGGGACGCUCUCUUCAAAGGGAUCUAAAUCGGAUUGCUGAAGUUGCUGAUACUUCUACUUCUGAGGGUCUAAGCUUUGUAUUGACAGAGACAACGCUAGCUUUGCUUCGCCAUCCUGAUUAUUGCAUCUCUGGUUAUUCGUCUGCGGAUGUCAAACGGAGCAUAGACGAUGGGGAGAAACGCUUCAAUCAACUCUCUAUUGAAGAACGGGGUAAAUUUGAUGAGGAGACUCUAGUGAAUGUGAACAAUAUUAAAAGGCAAAGUACAAUAAGUCAGAAAGCUAGUGGAUUUAGCAAUGAGUACAUAGUGAUAACAAUUUUGGUGGCUGCUGAAGGAGUGCAUAAAUUGCCCCCUAUCAAUGGAAGUGGUGACUUGAAGGAAGCCUUGCAAAAGCUUGCCUCCAUCCCAACAAGCAAAGUACUGUUGAGGUCUUGUGGACACCUCAGAAUGAAAAUGACACACUAUCAGAGCGGGAACUACUUGAAGACUACCCGCUUUUGAGGCCUCUAUAAAAUUUUAUCAGUAGGUACCUUGUAUCUUCUGAUGAGAGGUAUCAAUUGCUACUUCUUCUUAUAACCUUGGGUUCAUUUGUAUAUAAUAAAAGCAUAUUGGUAUACAGAGGUUCUGGUUGUCUAAGACUGAUGUGGUCUAGUGAACUGGAUUUGUAAACAUAUAAAGGCAGAGGGUGUAUAUUUGCUUGAAAGCAUUAGUUUCUUGUUCCCUUUUUCUCUCUUUGAUCCAACUCCAAGGCUUUGACCACUACCAAAAUCUUUCACCUCAGACCUUUGCUUUUAUCUUUUUUUUACCCUUUAGGUAAUAUAAUGGUUCUUCCACCUGUUUCACACCUUCUGCCUUUGACUACAUUGUUUUUCAUAAACGCCCAAACGAAAUAGUCUCUACAAUGAGAUUUACACAAGAAUUUCUAUCAGGCUAAGGGAGCUUUCAUAGAUUGUAACCUAGAAGGUGGGUAUCUAUCAUUUUCAAUUGGUUUUGUGAUCUUGAAAAGAUGGUUAUGAAAUGAUCACAACCUCUGUUUCAUUCAAUCUAGGGAUGCACAGAGCAUUUUGGGGCUUUUAAACUACUCCAACUAGUAAUUAGUUAAGGGUACGGAUAUUUCAAAUGGCUAAAAUAUUAAAAAAGCCUUUGAACUAUUCAACUUUAUUUAAAUAAGCCUUUAUACUUUUAUUGAACUCAAAUAAGCCUUUAUACUUCAUUUGUAUCUAUAUAAACCCUUACUUCAAAUAAAAGAUUGAUUUAUAUUAAGGAUAUAUUUAGGUACAAAUUGAAGAUUAAGGGUUUAUUUGGAUGCAAAUUAAAGAUUAAGGACUUAUUUGUUUGGAAUAAAAGUAUAUUGGUAUAUUUAAAUAAAAUGAUAAAGCUUCAGGGUUUUUUUUUUAUUAUUAUUUUAGUCUUUUUCAAAUUCCUGUGGGAAAGGGAGAUCUGCCUGUUUAGGUCAUGUCUGGUUAUGAACAUGACAGUGACUAGAAGUUGGCUCAACUUUAAAAGUAUUGGUCAUUUAUGUCUGGUAAUGGACUUUAUGCCUAGCAUUCACCACUAUUUCAGAUGAAACAACUUUAUGUUAGGUGGUGCAUUUAUUAUAUUUAUCUUGGAGUGGGAAGUGGUGAGAAUUGAAGAUGUUUCUAUUUGAAUUUCCAUUAAUUUUCCUCAUCUACUUUUUCAUCUUUACUUUUUAUCAUUUUCCUUUUGCUUUAUCAUUGGAGAAUUCUCCAGAUUUCAGUUUCAUUCCAGGGUUUUCAAGCAUGGUAGUAAACUCACUCGGUUAGGCUUUUCCAUUAGUUUGUGGUUUGCCUUUACAAAGGGUUUUCACUUUUUAUUGCUAUGUUUCCUUGAUGAUGACAAGAGCUGUUUCAGUUGCCUAUUAUUUGUGACACAUACUUGUAAGGAUAAAGCAAUCAUUUCUCUGUUAGUUAUCAUUGACCAGGAAAUGUAUGUAACAAUCUUUUCUAGCCAUAAUUGAUUUGUUUGUGGGUGAAUGAUAGAAGAAGGCCUUUGUAUUUUCUGAAUUUUUUUAAAAAUUUAGUAUCAUUGUAAUUUAGUAAGAAAUAUUUAUAUUUAAAGGGUGUUACUCUCUGGCCAUUUCUAACUUUUAAUCAAAUGACUUUACCGUUUUACUAUUUACUUUUUC